GGAAGCCUAACUGAGCCGUGUUCCUGCCAAUAAUAUCGUUGCUUGCUGCAGGCGUUCGUUCAGUGGGCGGAAGAGUAGGGAGCGCUUGUACAGGUUAGCCAACUUAUAUAAAGGGGGAAGCAGCUGUACGAGAAGAGCAAAGGCCUGUUGAACAUCAGCUGCCAUUUACCUUAUCCUGCUAGAGGAGCAUAUUACAUUCAACAAUUAUGAUAGGUAGAGAUGUAUACAGAUUAUGUUUCAUGUUGGGAACAAUGUUUGUUUGUACAUUACUCAUAACCACAGCAAAAGCACAGUCAGCCGACGAAAACUUGUCAUCAGCACUUCAGGCAGGCGAUGGAGAGAUGAUGGACAUGGGGGGUCGAGGCGGACUACAAGACGCAGCAUAUGCAUACCGGCAAUUAGCACUUAUACAAGAUGAAGAGGAUACCUUACUGCGCAUGAUGGAUAAUCUAAAAACCAAAAUGGAACAUGUCAAAGUCCGGAAAAGGGGUCAUAUCCAAUGUCUUGUGAAUCUUGUAGCGUGUUACGGUAAAAGGAAGUAAAGUACAGUGAAGUGUCUGUGAGGACUUGGAUCCUAUUCAUACAACUGUUAUUUUUAUACAAAAUGUUUGUGUCUUGCAGUUAAGACUCUUAUUUUUCAAUCGGAACGACUACAUUCGUACAUUUAAAUUCGAUCUUAAUCAAACUUCAAUUUUCAUGACAUUAUUUCGAAUUCAACAAAAGGAUACAUGCGCGUUUCAUAGUGAUAUAUGUGGUUAUCUUAACUACUACGAGAGAUCAAAAUACGAUUAAACAUUUAAUUUACAAAAUCCGUAUACGCAUGGCCUCCUGUUCACCAUUGCUCUGAGGGUGUUUGUUAAAUGGUAAGCUCUCUCAAACAUCCCAAUACACAAGUUCGACGUGUUUGCUUCAAGUGUAAAUUGAAAUAAUAAAAUUCAAUUCCUCAUU
Mizuhopecten yessoensis (Yesso scallop) is the source of this 948-nucleotide messenger RNA. RefSeq lists its product as uncharacterized. NCBI's taxonomy places the organism in Eukaryota, Metazoa, Mollusca, Bivalvia, Pectinida, Pectinidae. Bases 207 to 542 code for a protein of 111 amino acids. The record is from RefSeq and is a predicted model, not a curated record. The transcript is spliced from 2 exons.